GACAAAUUAUAUAAUAAAUAUGAGCAAAAAUCUAUUCGAGAAAAAGACUUCACCUACAAAGCACGGUUUUGGGAAGAAUCUAUUUCAGAAAUCAUCGGGAGAACCUAGUCAGGGUGUGAAUCUUUUUAACUUGGGUUCUAACACUGGGAAUCCCUUUAGCACAUCAGGAAAGAAAAAUGUGGAGGCUUUUUCUUCAAAACCUCUACCUCCUUUGAAGAUUAAGUAUAAUAACAGGGUGAAGAAGAUUGCAAAUGUGCCGAAUACAUUUCAGAAGUUUGAAAACCUCGUGAAGAAGAAGUACCAAGAGUUCUCUCAAGGCAAGCAUUCUUAUAAGGUAUGCUACCUGGAUAAUGAAGAUGACCAGAUUGAUAUCUCAGAUGAUGAGGACUAUGAUGUCUUCCUACAGUUUGUUACAACUGCCAGGCCACCGUCUGUUAAGCUGUUCUUGAAUAGUAAGGCUGAAGGCAGAGGAUUUGACCGUGAGAUUGACGACUGUGAAACAGUCAAUGAAUCUAUCCUCGGAGAUACUAUGCUAGGAUCUACAGUAGACAGACCUUCACUUAUGACUUCACCAGUCCCUCCACCCGGUUAUGACUUCUCCAAAAUCGAGGAAUACAAGAAAGAAAUAGAGAUGCUCAAGUUCGAAGUUGAAAAAAACAAGAUCAAGAACCAGCUACUUGAAGAGAAGAGUAAAAUCGUUGCUACGAAGAAGGAGAUUGCCAAACAGAAGAAAGCUGUUAAGAAGGUCAAAAAGGGCUCAAAUAAGUCUAAAAAGGGUAAAGUAAAUAAAAAUAAAAAGCCUAAACCUGUUGCUACUAUUUUCGACCAAAAUCAGGAUUUGAUAGAUAUAAAGGAUCCUGAAGUCCACCCGAAUAUUGAGAUGGAGUACAAGUCUUUACAGUCAGAGAGCUCUGAUGAUGAACAUCAUUCUAAGAAGAAUGAAUCUGGUUCUGAGGUUGAAAUGAUCCAGAAAAAACCAGAGACCAAUAAAGUAUUCGACUCUGAUAAGGAAGAAGAACCUCUCAAGUCUGAAUCUGAUGGGGGAUACAACCCAUGCGAGAGUGACUCUCCAAAGCCACGUCAGAAUGACUCCUUCGAGCUGAUAGAUGACAGGCCAAGGGAGUUCUCAGAUUCUAAGCAUGAGCAUGCAAUUCAACCAGUUAUUGAGAAACCUAUUGAAAAGAUACAGAAGAAAAUACUCUGCCAACAAUGUAAGAGAGACCUCACUGAAGAUACCAGAUUUAUAUGCUCGAUUAGGGACAACUACACUCUAUGCGAGCUCUGUGAGAUGCACCGAAAUGACGGCUAUGUCUUUAUCAAGAUCCCUAAAGGUGUCGAGUUCAACUUUGAAGUCUAUGACAAGUUCUGCCAGAAAAUGCUCGGGAUUUACGAAGCUCCCUCUUACAAAUUGGAAGAGUGCCAGUAUGCCAUCAUGAACACUAAUAAGAGAAAGGAUGACCUCAAGAUUGGAAACAUGCUGAAGAAGAAAGCACAGAUUUUGAAUAAAGAGAGAUAUAGGGAAGGAGUCCCAUUCGAGCUAGGAGGUUUCGUCACCCUUAACUGGGAAGUUAAGAACAUGAUCCAUAAAGCCUGGAGUGAAAACAUGAUUUUUAUCUGCUCUAAUGACUCAGAUUUGACACUUAAUGAACAAAGAAUUGACUCCAAGCUUGGAGCUGGACAGAAAGGAGAGAUUAAUUUGAAAUUCAAGAUGCCUAAGGAUAUAAACGGCAAGGUUUUCUUAACCCUUAAGAUGUACCUCUUUGAUCUUGACGAACAGAAGGCUAUCGGAGAGCCUUUCGUUGUUAAUCUUGUUAAGGCUGAUUAA
This is a messenger RNA of Moneuplotes crassus, 1825 nucleotides long. Lineage: Eukaryota; Ciliophora; Spirotrichea; Euplotida; Euplotidae. The record is from the annotation of a GenBank genome assembly.